AUGGUAGAGAGGAGUGUGUUGCUGAAGGGACUGCAGCAUCCAUUCCUGGUGGGGCUCCACUUCUCCUUCCAGACCUCUCACACUCUCGUCUUCGUACUGGACUACAUCAAUGGAGGAGAGUUGUUCUACCAUCUCCAGAGGGAGGGAGCCUUCCCAGAAUUUAAACCUCGGUACCCCCCCGGAGACCUGAACAUCCUAUUGGACAGUGGAGGUCAUGUGGUUCUGACGGACUUCGGGCUGUGUAAAGAGGGCAUGUCUGUGGGUGGGACUAUGCAAACGUACUGUGGAACCCCUGAGUAUCUGGCGCCAGAGGUGCUGUUAGGUCACGCCUACAGUGGAGCUGUGGACUGGUGGGGGCUGGGGAGUGUACUUUAUGAGAUGCUUCAUGGACUGCCCCCAUUCUACAGUCGCAGUAAGGCCGAGAUGUUUGAGAACAUCCUUCACGCCCCCCUGCAGCUCCAUAGAAGUGUGUCCCAGUCUGCCCGGUCUCUGCUGCAGGGCCUGCUGGAGAGAGACUGUACCAAACGCCUUAGGGGGGAACAGGACCUUGCUGAGCUGCAGGGCCACACCUUCUUCCUGUCCAUCAACUGGGAUGACCAGCUAGCCAGGAAAGUCCCUCCCCUAUUCAUUCCCAACCUGUCUGGUCCGUGUGAUGAGAAAAGAGAAAAGUAUUUUGACCCGGAGUUCACACUUCUUCCAGUCCCCGCCUCCCUCGGUUUGAGUGACAUGUUGGGAGACGUGGCAAAUGGAGCCUUCCCAGGGUUCUCCUAUAUGCCUCCGGCUGAGGUUGGAGUUACGGAGCCCUGAUAUCAUUCUCAUAUUAUUUGUGUUUUGAAUAAAUUAAAAUGCAUUUUCCUA
Molecule: messenger RNA, 858 nt
Organism: Salvelinus fontinalis (brook trout)
Lineage: Eukaryota; Metazoa; Chordata; Actinopteri; Salmoniformes; Salmonidae
Product: serine/threonine-protein kinase Sgk1-like
Exons: 5
Coding region: 1-807 (268 amino acids)
Biological process (GO): protein phosphorylation
Molecular function (GO): protein serine/threonine kinase activity; ATP binding
Source: RefSeq, a predicted model, not a curated record